Messenger RNA from Brienomyrus brachyistius, 6407 nucleotides. Its product is annotated as CREB-regulated transcription coactivator 2-like. The coding region runs from base 32 to 2815 and encodes 927 amino acids. Gene Ontology annotation, molecular function: cAMP response element binding protein binding. NCBI's taxonomy places the organism in Eukaryota, Metazoa, Chordata, Actinopteri, Osteoglossiformes, Mormyridae. Gene Ontology annotation, cellular component: cytoplasm; nucleus. The transcript is spliced from 14 exons. Gene Ontology annotation, biological process: protein homotetramerization; positive regulation of transcription by RNA polymerase II. The record is from RefSeq and is a predicted model, not a curated record.
CACCUUCGAACUCUUCCAUAAUCUAGUAAAGAUGUCUGCGGCGGGUAUGGGUACGGGCGGCUGCAGACCCGGACCCAGUCCGGGUGCUGCUUCUGGGACCUGUAAUCCCCGAAAGUUCAGCGAAAAGAUAGCCCUGCAUAACCAGCGACAGGCCGAAGAGACGGCCGCCUUCCAGGAGGUCAUGCUGGACAUUACAUCAACUCGGAUUCAGGCACAGAAGGAACGUCUGGCUCAGAACCAGGGUCCGUGUUACGGAGGGUCCCUGCCCAACGUCAACCAGAUCGGAAGGUCCAACCCAGAGUUUCAGGGCCAGUUCUUAUCUGAUCUGGACUCCACGCGGCAGACAAGACACCAUGGCUUGGUGGAGCGAGUUCAGAGGGACCGGCGACCCAUGCUCUCUGGUGCCCCCUAUAGGCGACGACGGGACUGCCCCACAUACAGCUCCGCUUACCUGUCGCCAGCCCCUAGCCUCAGCUGGAGAAGGCACUGGUCCCCCGACGUGCCGCCGGAUAAAUCCCAGUCGCUGGCUGGCGUCACGCUCAACAGGACAAACUCUGAUUCUGCCCUGCAUACCAGUGUCAUGAACCCACAUGCUGGGAUCCAUUCCAGCCCGGGCCACACUCUGACCCACCGGAACCGGCGAAGCAUGUUCCCCUACCCAGUGCCCCCCAUUGAGGAGAAUGUUCUGGAUGAGGAGAGCCUGCUCAAGUCCUGGGACGCCAAAAAGUUAACUGCGCCAUCUUCUCGACCUAAAUCCUGUGAAGUCCCGGGUAUCAACAUUCUCCCAACACCGGCACAGCAGUCAGGCACCCCCCUCAAUCCGGCAACCCUGAGCACCGGAGGCUCCCUGCCAGACCUCACCAACCUGCACCUCCCCUCCCCGAUGCCCUCCCAAAAGGACGAGCUGGGAUACCCCUCCCUGAGUGGCGGAGGCAGCACGGGCAACUUGGCGGCCACUCUCACCCAGCUGGGCAUCACCGCGGGCGGCACCUUCAGCCUGCCUGGUUUGUCAACGCCUCUACAAGGAACAUUCAGUAACUCUAUGCUUCAGUCCUCGCUGAGCCACCCCAACAUCCAGUCAUCUCUGAGCUGCCGUUCCUCCCAUGAAUCACUGAGCUCCACCUCCUUGCAGUCGUCACUUAGCAACCCCUCUCUUCAGUCCUCUCUAAGCUCCUCCCCAUCUUUGCUUUCCUCUCUGAGCAACCAGUCUCUGCAUUCUUCCCUCAGUAACUCCUCCCUCAGUGGCAAAUCCCUCCAUUCAGCGGCCAAUAACCACAGCUUCAGCAGUGGGAUUGGUGGUUCCGGAUCUUGUUCCUCCUCUUCCUCCUACUCUUCACUUCUGGCGGGACAGCAAGGGCCAUCGCUCACCACAUCGCCGCGGAGGCGAAACCAGCUCAGCCCGCUCAAGUUAUCAGUGGGCACAGAAUCUCGUUGGCACCCCUCCAAGCAGUUUUCCCCAACCAUGUCCCCAACAUUGUCAUCAAUAACACAGGGCGUUGCUCUGGAUACAAGCAAGCUGCCAGUGGAUCAGAGGCUACCAUCCUAUCCUUACGGUCAGGUCCAGCAAUCCCACCUGUGUCCUCCGCAAUCCGCCCACGCAGGUACAAUGGUGACCCAUCUGCAGCAGCCGCAACAGUCUGACCUGCAGCAUCAUCCGCAGCAGCAGCAACAGCAUUGUUUACAGCAGCACCAACAGCAACAUCACCUACAGCAGCAGAACCCAGAGCAGCAGCAGCACCAUCAGCAGCAGCAGCACCAUCAGCAGCAGCAGCACCAUCAGCAGCAGCAGCACCAUCAGCAGCAGCAGCACCAUCAGCAGCAACAGCACCAUCAGCAGCAACAGCACCAUCAGCAGCAUAAACACCAGCUACCAUACCAGAAACAAACAAAUCUGCAACAGGAACAACAACAGCACCAAAUUCUACAGCAGCAGGAACAGGAACACCACCAGCAACAGUACCCACAGCAGCCUGGCCUACACAGUGCUAGUCAGCAGCCACAAUGGCUGCAGUUUCAACAGCAGCAGCAAUCACAGAACCAGUUGCAAGUUCAGGCGCCACACCGUGGCAUGGAACAGCCGCGGCAGGUACCAGGCAUGCACAGGGUUCCCGCGUCUUUGCCGCUGCUUAUGGAGAGCUCGCAGAAGCUGCUGAGCCCACAGAGAAGGGCACCCGAGUCUGCAUCACAGCCAGGCCUGAACUGCAGCCAGGCUCCCACAGGGAGACCGCCUUUGAGCGUUCCAAAUCCGCAGGCGUCAAUGGACCAGCUCCUCCCAGCCGGCCUGACUCCAUCAGCCAGUCAGUCUCUGCCUGCCAACAUGGACCUUCAGAAGGAGGCCUCAUUGCUGAGCUCCCUGCUCGAAGAACCUUUCGUGAACCUCCAGCUUCCAGGCAGACAGGGCCAGGAGCUGUCUCAGCAACUGAGGAGGUUCUACAUGGAGACCCCAGGGGGCGAUCGGCCCUUCAGCCAGGCCGGUGGGUCUGAAACGGGGAAAGAUGAACCCAGCCCCAUGGACUCUCACUCCACCACUAUCCAUCAGCUGUUGAACCAGCAGAACCAGAGCCAGAACUUCAGCACAGGCUGCCACAAAAACCCCAAUAUACUGCUGAGUGGGAAUUCAACGCCAGCACUGUCCAAGGAAAUCACUUGCAGCCUGUCCAGCAUGCCUGGAUUCGAGAUGGACCCCUUCGGCUUGGACGAUCCCCUGCGAAUGGACCCCCUGGUGCUGGAGGGCCUUGGUCUCCUGGAAGAUGGGGAGCUGGUGCUGGCUGACCCCGCGGUGGAGGACUCGUUCCGCUCGGAGCGUUUCCACUGACACGCUCCGGUGCUUGGCAUCCGCAGCGGUGACGUAGCGGGCCGGGAACGAGACUAACAGAUUAAUUUUCUACCACACUGUGGGCUCAUGCACUAAUACUACUCAGAAAGAGAAACUAUGGUUUAUUUGGGAUACUGAAAACUGCACUUUGGAGACCUUUGCGGGUAUGAAGCAUCUUUUGUGGCCUUAAAUCCUUUGGUUUGGUUAUUGUGGUGGAAUGCAGGCCGGUUGUCGCUCCCUCUUCUACAUGGUGGUGAGGAUGAUGAAUCAUGAAGCACUUGGCACACCAUGGCCGUAAGGUCGUAACGGACAGCCCAUCCUCGGUCAUGAUGAUCUAGUGCUUUCCGGGCACUGUCAGCUUGCCGGAUUGCACUGGCCAGUCGUAUCUCCAGGUCUUCUUUAGAAGUGCAAGUCAGAUACAGGACGUGGUGGGAUGUGGAGCCUCUGAUCAUAAUGGAACUCAUGAACAUGAAUCUGGUGCCCCCCCCCCCCCCACACCCCAAAGGUGAUGGGGCUCCAAGUCCCCCACCAUUCCCUAUGUCAGGCAAAACAAAAACAUCCUCUCUUUCCCCAUUGGAUGACAGCCCCCCCCCCCCCCUUGCUCAUUAAUGGAGUGGUCAGCUUUGCACACCAUCUAAAGCGUCCCCAGGCAUGAAGAUGUGUUUUGUUGGUCCUGCCGGAAGUUCCUUUUGGUCGUGUGGGCUCUCAGGCGGACAAUCUGGAAUGUCUGGGUCUCUGAAAUUCCCGUUCGACACCCGAAAGCCAUGAAAAAACGCAGGAAGGUCGUUGUUAAGGUCUGGUUACAGCCCUUCCUGACCUUCAGAGCUGAGAAGACCUCAGCUUGAUGAUGAGUGGAAGGAGUUGCUCCUUUGGUUGUUAUAAAGGAUGAAAUGUGUAUGUAUAACAUGCAGUUUACUGAAAACAUACGAGUGGGGCUGGAGAACAGCCGUGCUUCUUUGGGAGGACACACUGCAAAAGGACCUGGGGGCCGUCCAGUGUGGCUGUCACUGUCAUACAUUCCUACCAUAACGAUAACGCUGCAGCACCAGAUCUUCCCGGGUACUCUCUUGGUGUACUUUUUAAGGAAUCAAAUCUAUAACAACAUAUUUUAUGGCCUGUUAUUUUUCAUGUUAAGGGCUAUUUGGGAACAUAAAAUAUGUCCAAGGAAGUAUUUGGGGUGUCAGUUUUCCAACAGCUACGCACUGUAAUUAUUUUUUAUUAUUAAUUCUUUCUCGGCUCGAGCACAUUGUGUUAGUGAACACUGAGAAAGGCAUGUGGAAUCAAAUGUAAAUAUUAUUAACUCUGUUUACUCUGUUCUCAGUGGGGAAAGCCCUGAUUUAGCCCUUAAAGAACCUCACCUGCAUGGCAUUCCUGGUGUGUGUCGCAUUGCAUGCGGCCUCUCUGCAGGAAAUCUGCCUGCAGGUGCUGCCCGUGCACAACCAGACUCGUGACCGUGUAUUUUCACUGCGUCUGGCUGGCAUGGAUCCAAGUGAAUAAGAACCUGGGCGACCAGAGGUUAAGAUCAGAGGGGUGGAUGAAAGUCAUUUGUGGUUCAAUCCAGGCCUGGUUGCUGAUCCCAAGCCACCCAACAUAAGAUUUAAGCAGGUUUUGGGUUCUUGCAUCUCCUUGGAGGAAUCCGUCUUUAUUUCCUGUAGAGAUAACUAAGAAAACUAAGAAUUUUCCAUCUGUAUGUUGUUUUUUUUUUCUUUCCACAAACAACUGUUCUUGCAAUUAGUGUUUUAUUAUAAUAAUGUCAGAAGUUUUGAUUUGGAAAUGUGUCAUUUGCACUAACAGAAAGCGGUAAUUUCUGAUUAAAAUAUUGUUCUUUAGUGUAAUUGCAAAACAGCUAUUUUUAAAGCAGUUCAUUUUAUGCAGUUUAUGUCAGCAGUGCUGUUCAUUUGUGACUGGGGCAUGGAGCUGGUGAUUGUCUGUAUCCCCUCGAAUAACCCUUGCUGAAUAACUCUUGCUGUAAUUACCAAACUGCUUCCACGACAUUUGUUCGUCGACAAGGGCAUAGAUUUGAGUAGGGAAGGUAGGGACAUGAUCCUGUCAACAUUGCGAGAGAACCCUGUGUGUUUUGGGAAGGUGGGGGUUCACGGUUGAUUUGUUCCCUAUUUAUGUUGAAGCCAAACCUACAUCAUUAUUCUUCGAUCACAUUGCGUUUCUCUCUUCUCCUUUUUUCAAAUCAUGUCCAUGCUCGGCCACUAGAGGUAACUGUUGAGCAGCAAACAUUUAAACCUGGUUAGGAAUUUCCUACACUGGUCACAUUUUGACUGAUCUGGUGGUUCAGUGGGAAAUCCCAUUUACAGCUCAUGAGUCAUGCACAGUUUACAUGGUUGUGUGGGUCUCCUCCCCCCAGGUAUACCAUUCAGGUGAGUUGGUAACCCCAGAUUUCCAAAGUGUGCACACGAUUGUGCCUGAAUGCCUGGCAGCGGAUGGGCAUACCAUGCGGAAUACCUUAUGCCCUAUGCUUUCCGAAUGGUCUUUGGAGCACCGCAGUCUGAAGAGGAUCUUGAUCUCAUUAUUUAAAAAGUAUAAUGAUGUCUUAGUAAUGGAAAACUAGUAAUAAAUAGGUUUACACUUGGUCUUAAAUCGCCUAAAGUGAAAAUCUUCUCUUGUAAUGAACCGGGUUCUCCAGUCUCUCCUCAGAAAUCUACGGUUGAAUCACGUGUGCUGGUGAAAUAUUACAAAUGGGGUCCUCAGGGGAGAGUUUGAGAGCCAAUCUUCAGUCGUCCCUCCCUCCUUGCCCGGCUGCCUUUGUUAUUUCAACCGUGACAUUAUAGUGAGCCACUCUGCUUCAAGUAUCUGGGUGGCUUUGGCAGUAGCAGGGGCAGGGGCGACACUGGUGUUAAAUUAGAGGGUGAGACAGUCAUGUCCGUGCUUGGCCAAUCAACCGGGGAGGUCAAGGCCGUAUCAGUGACCACGCCAGUCAAGGAAUGAGACAAGAAACACAAAUGAUUUAAACCAGCAUUUCUGAUCCCAGGUCUCGGGAACUGCCAGAUGGUCACAUUUUUGCAUCCUGCUAGGAGCUGGGAGGGAGCAAAAAUGUGGGCCGCCUGGGGGUCCUCGGGGAGCAGGUUUAGUAAUAAUGCUUUAAAGAAGUUAAUUUUAUUGGUUCUUCAAUCACAGAUCACAGUUGACUGGAAGACAGCUGAUCAACCUUAGAAUGAUUGCCCAGCUCUUAGUUAUUAAUAUGACAUAUUUUAAGCAUCUAUGAUGGUUUUAUUGCCUCUCUGCAGAUAAAGCUCUGAACGCAAUAGCAAUUCAGUUGAAAGACAAUUGGGGAAUGUGGGGAAAAAGCCAUAUUUGUCUGGAAAUUAUUCUCACUUGUUGCUGUUAUUAAUAGAUGUUCAUCUUUUAUGUAGAAUAACAUGCAUAUAUAUAUAUACAUUUCAUUAGAGUUGUCUUUCGUGGUAUUUUCCUGUGUGUUACAUGUGGUGUUUUUUAUGUUUGUUCUUACCAGGGAAAAACAGAUGUUAAUAUGCCGUUUUGCCAUAGAUGUUUUCUUAAAUCUAACGAGUAUAGAGUUUUUAAAGCAAAUGCUGUGUACAUACACGUUAUUUUACAAGAAAAAUAAAUUACCAGAAAAGUA